AUGUCUUCAUUUGUCUCUCCUUCGCCUCUCACUCAGGAGCCCCCAAACCUGUCGGGGCCUCAGCGUGAGCUCAGUGCAACGCUCGAGGUGUCGUCUUCCGACGUAUCCUCGCGCCGUGGCGUUGAUCCCAGUCUGCUGGAGGACACAGACAGCCGGUCAAGAAGCGGAGACGACGGCGCGGUGCCUUUGUCGUGGCGAUCGCUCGGCUCUUGUGAACCAGGAGCUCCGCGCGAUGAAAAAACGAAGCAUGCAAAGAAACCGGGGGCCCCGCUCGGCGCAGAACUCCUGCUGAUUGCCGCCUUCAGUGCCUGUGGAACACUCGUUCGCCAGGGCUUCCUUUUGUUCACGAAGUAUACUCCGGGGUGGAACCUUUCUCCUCUCCCGUUGUUUGACGCGCUGUGGCCGAACUGCGUCGGUAGCAUCCUGUCUUCUCUCUUUCUUCCUCUUCCCAAGCUGCUGGAGACCACCGGCGAGAGAAGAAGGCGAGGCAAAAGAAGGAGGACGAAGCGCCACAGAGAGGAACGGGAAAGAAGGCGCGAGUUCCGUGGAGCUGGGGGGAGGGAGAUGGCAGGGAGGAGCGAGACGGCGGUGAACGAGGCGAAAGGCCAGACUGUCUCCCCUCUUGCCUCCCGUCUUGCAUCCUCUUCCAACCACGGGACAGAGAUCCACAUGGUCGGCAACGGUCUCGUAGACUCCCAGCCUCUCGCGCGUGUGGAAGGUGCGGACCAACGCGUGGAUGGCCUCCCUCGUUUUCCAUCUCUCGCUCGCCCUCCUCUCCACGCGCCUCUGUCACUGUCCCGUGGACAUAAGGAGCUGGACAAGGCAGAGGAACAGACACACACCCUCCUCUUUCCGCUCCUGGCCGCUCUUCCGGUGGCGCUGUCGAAAGGGUUCUGUGCAAGUCUCACGACGUUCAGUUCCUGGAUCCUCGCGCUUCUUCAUGCUCUCUGCGACGAUCCCGACUUGACGCCCGCGGCGCUUCCCCCCUCGCCUUAUACUCGGGCCAACCGCCUCAUCUGGGCGGCCAUUUUCGGCAUCUCAGCGCCCAUGUUUGCCUUCCGCCUCGGCACAGAUGCAGGUGUCCUUCUUCAGCGCCUGGUUCUUCGUAAACGCCCGAGACUCUGGACGUUUUCAGAUACUUUGCGGGCGAGCAGGGAGGCGCCGGCGGAGGCGAAGCACAGGCGUCGGAGGGGAGCGAAAUGCGAACUCGAGUGGCGCGGGUCUAGAAGGCACGAACGGAAAGGAAGCGCGGAGUCGCAGAUGUUCUGUCCAGAGCAGCGAAGAGUCCAAGACGGAGAAGAGGGGCACGAGCCGCGUCGGAACGAGUCAGCGGGUGACCAAGGACUGCGGUUGGACACGCCCGACAGUCGGGGGAACAGCGGCGCAUUUGGAAACGAGGUUUUCGAAGAAUCCCCUAGAGACAAAGGAAAUGACGUUCGCAGAGAGCAAGCGCCUUCUGCCUGUGGGCCAGUUCCCACGAGUGUUUUGAUGCGUGAUGCUAGGACGGGCGUCGACAAGCCGGCAAACGGCACGGGCACCGCCAGGUUCCGCCCCGGCGCUUUCCGCGUCGAGGGUCAGUCACCGGGAAAUGCGUAUUCUGUGCACAGUCAGAAGGCAGAAGAGAAGGGAAGUCCCUGUGAAGGCGCGGAAUUCGUUGGCGUAGCAAGCACGGUGUCGCUCCGCGAUGGUAAGGAGCACGGAAGGGGCUGUGAAUGCGGCGGGAGGCCCCAGAAGAAGGGACACGAGGGAAGAGGGCGGAUCCUGGAAACGCGGACAACGGGCUGGGCGCAGAGAGCGUGGGACUGUUUUGCGGGGUCCAGCGCGGGAGAAAGAAAAGCCACGUUCGUCGCGGCUCUUCUGGCAGCUGCGGUGUAUGCCCUCUUUGGGUGUCUAGCGAGAUACGACACGGACGCGACGCGAAAGAGUAUUCUCUGGUACCCUCCCUUGUUGUCCUUCGUCGGUGCGUGGCUCCGAUACACGCUCUCUGCUCAGCUCGACGUGUACACCCCGUACUUCCCCAUGGGAACCUUCCUCAGCAACGUCCUCGCUUCUGUCCUGGUCGGUUGUGUUGAAAUUCUGUUGCACAGAGAAUACAGGGAGUGUCGACGUUCGACUCGGUUGCAGCCUGCCAAGUGUACAGAUACCCCGUACUUCCUGAUCGAAGCUGCGGCCUACGGAAUCUGUAGCAGUCUCAGUACGAUGUCAACUUUCAUUGCGGAGUUGUCCAUCCUUCCUACUCGUUACGCGUACAGAUAUGGUCUCCUUACUGUCCUGUUUGCCUUUGGCUGUGCCAUCUUGGUGUACGCUCCGCUGAGAUGA
This is a messenger RNA of Neospora caninum, 2319 nucleotides long. RefSeq lists its product as hypothetical. Gene Ontology annotation, molecular function: fluoride transmembrane transporter activity. Lineage: Eukaryota; Apicomplexa; Conoidasida; Eucoccidiorida; Sarcocystidae. Gene Ontology annotation, biological process: fluoride transmembrane transport. The transcript is spliced from 2 exons. The record is from RefSeq and is a predicted model, not a curated record. Gene Ontology annotation, cellular component: membrane. Bases 1 to 2319 code for a protein of 772 amino acids.